AUGGGUGCUAGUAACUCGAAGCUCGUCUUCAAAAAGGGCAUCUUCAGGCUCUCGGAGGAGCGACACAUACCCGCCGACGAUCCUUACUGGACCUCUGUGAUUCUGGGAGCUCCCGAGUCACCCGAAGAUGUCUUUAGCCUCUUCUCCGCGACGGAUAUCCGCCGAACCCGCGACAAGGCGCUCGAGAACCUCGAAACCCUCAUCCUGGCCGUGACCUCGCGCCUCUUUAUCCUCCGCCACCAUCCCUCCUUCCCCGAUCCCGAGUUCGCCCCGGACCGCGACGCCCUCAACUGCAUCCGGGUGCUGACCCGCCUGCUCCCCUACCUCUAUGAGGCCGAGGCCUUGCAGCAGUGGGAGGAGCGCUUCUUCUGGGGCACGCGCCGCAAGCGCACGCGCAAGUCCGCCCUCGCCAACGAGGUGCUCUUUGACGGCGUCGACGGCAUCACGAGCCCGCGGCCCAAGCUCGAUGAGUUUGAGGAGGCGCGCCCGCUGGCCGAGGAGCUCGUCGAGACUCUUGUGGAUCUCAUGUUCUUCUCCGGCCUGACGCUGCCCAGGCAGCCCCACGGGAAGCCCAAGGUCACCUACGCCAUCUGGCAGAGCGGCGUCGGGUGCAACACGUCGGUGGCCACCACCAAGGAGUUCGAGAGCAACCGCGCCGAGAUACUGCGGCUGCUGCUGACCAUGGCGGGCAAGAGCAUGUACAUGGCGCCGGGGUGCUGCCGCAAAAGGGCGUCAGGGUCCUCACGCACCUGUUCCCUCAAGUACAACCCCGCCAGCUGGAAGGUGCCCUACAAUGCGCUCAUAUUAAAGGAUGCCAAGCAGGUGCUCGUCACCUACACGCUCCAACUCAUCCUAGUCCUCCUCUUAUAUCCGAUCCCUGAGGACCAGGAGAGCGGGCCGAAGCGCAACUACUACAGACAUUUCCUCGGGCUGCACCGAGCCCAGGAUUUCCAGUUCAUUGUCGACGGAAUGAUGAGGGUCCUCCAGCAGCCCAUGCAAGAAAAGACGUCGUACAUCCCGGCGGGUACGCAAUCGACCGGGACCCUGGUGCCCGAGAUGAUUAUGCUGUUUUGGGAAAUCACUCAGUGCAACAAGCGCUUCCGGUCCUUCAUUAUCGACACGGAUCGCGUCUACGAUUUUGUCAUACUCGCCGUCUUCCAUGCUCUCGAGUUCAAGUCCGACGCCUCGAAGCAGGGUGUGGUGCGCAUGUGCGCGUUCCUGCUCCAGACGCUCAGCGUCGAAAAGAACUUUGGCGUCAAUCUCAACAAGCACUUCGACACGCAGGAGACGCUGCCCCCUCUAUACGCAUCCCUGGGUUCAGCGGAUCCUAUGCCGACUUCCUCAUUCACUCCAUCUACAACCUCAUCACCGGAAGCCAGGGCAAGCUAA
Messenger RNA from Parascedosporium putredinis, 1389 nucleotides. The record is from the annotation of a GenBank genome assembly. NCBI's taxonomy places the organism in Eukaryota, Fungi, Ascomycota, Sordariomycetes, Microascales, Microascaceae.